Messenger RNA from Culex pipiens pallens (northern house mosquito), 976 nucleotides. RefSeq names its product polyisoprenoid diphosphate/phosphate phosphohydrolase PLPP6. The transcript has 4 exons. NCBI's taxonomy places the organism in Eukaryota, Metazoa, Arthropoda, Insecta, Diptera, Culicidae. The coding region runs from base 262 to 930 and encodes 222 amino acids. The record is from RefSeq and is a predicted model, not a curated record. Gene Ontology annotation, molecular function: sphingosine-1-phosphate phosphatase activity.
CAACACUUUUUGGUCACCUGUCAGUGCAAAAAAAAAAAAAAAACAGCUGUCGCGGAUGACGUUCUCAAGUUUGAUGUGAUAUUUUGACCAUUUUGGAAGCAGUUUUGGAAGAAGUUGUGCCAGAUUUAGAACCUGUGAAGGUACCUCCCGGAGCGAGUUAUUACGUAGAAGCCAAAGAAGCAAGAACCAAAGAAAGGCAAAUUUUUAUUUUUAAAACCAAUCUAGAAGCAUUGAGACGUAGAGGAUCGCACACCGAGCAGAAUGAAGCAGCAAGAGAGUGUCGAUCCAAAGACACGCAUGGAGGAGGAACGAAACAUCCCUCCGGCGCUGAAGCAACUGCUGGCAUGGGAUGUGAAGGUGACCAAGAACUUUGUUAGUUUUAUGCUGAAUUUUGUCCCGUUUCGUUCACUGAGGACGCACUGCAAAAUCUUGGAGUACUCGUGCCAUGGAAUAGCUUGGCUUGCGGGGUGGCUCGCGUUGUGUUGGAUGGUCGAUAAAAAGGAAUGGUAUCAGAUGCAAGUGAAUCUAUUUAUCGGACUACUCACCGAUAUCGUAAUGGUGGCUGUGAUCAAAGCGGCCACAAGACGGCGUCGUCCUGCCGUCAAUGAUGACCCUUUUUGCAUAGGACCGGAUAAGUUCAGCUUCCCAUCGGGGCACGUGUCUCGUGGUGUUUUCAUAGUUACGUUUCUAACUUGCUUGGACCCCGUGACUUUCUUCCUGUGGCCACCGCUGAUGGCCUGGGCGGUUUCUUUGUGCUUGUCGCGCCUCCUGCUCUACAGACAUCAUAUCUUGGACGUGAUUGGUGGAAUUUUCUUGGGACUCUUCAACGCGUUCCUAAUUUCACUAUUCUGGAUGGAUCAAGAGAGCAGUGCUUGGAUCAUUUCGUACAUGACGGAUGAAAAGAUCUCCGGAGCCGAAUACGGGGUUUAAAGUGGCGGGAAUUUUUCGAAGAGAUAAUACAUACUGGCAUGAUCAA